UAUUGAGUCACUGUAUCUGUCUAAUUGGCUGCCUAGAAGUAACUUCAAAACACGUCAAAUACCUUCAAAUACUGACAACUAACAUUACUUGUAAUGUUGGUUGCCUGAAUUUCGUUCUUCUAAGUAUAGAACUGCUAAAAAAUGGCUGCCGGAACUCUAUACACCUACCCCGACAAUUUUCGAGCGGCCAAGGCGUUGAUCGCCGCUCAAUACUCGAAGGCCGACGUAAAAGUUGCCCAGAAUUUUGUGUUUGGGGAAACCAACAAAACUAAAGAGUUUCAACAAAAAUUUCCCGGCGGAAAGGUUCCAGCCUUUGAAGGCAAAAACGGACAACUUUUGCAAGACAGCAACGCUAUCGCCUUCUUUGUAUCCAACGAUCAAUUGAAGGGCAAGGAUGAUUACGAAAAAGCUCAAAUUUUGCAAUGGAUCGGAUUCGCCGAAGGUGAAGUUUUACCAGCAAGCUGCGCGUGGGUUUUCCCUAUCCUGGGAAUUAUCAAAAACAGCCCCAGUUCACAAGAGGCUUUCCAAAGGGCUAAAAACGAUGUACGCAACGCCCUCACAAUUCUCAACAACCACCUAUUAACCAGAACUUACUUGGUUGGAGAACGUAUUUCUUUAGCCGAUAUUGUUGUGGCUAGCAACCUACUUAACCCAUACAAGUACGUUUUGGAUCCAGAAUACAGAAAAGCCUUUGGAAAUGUCAACAGAUGGUUCACCACCCUUAUCAAUCAGCCACAAUUCAAAGCAGUUCUUGGGGAUGUUGUUCUGUGCGACAAACCCGCUCAAGUUGGCGCUGUUCACGCUUCAGGUGAUGCUGGAAAGAAGAAGAAGGAAGAAAAAAAACAAGAAACAAAACAAGAAAAACCUAAAAAAGAAGCCGCCAAAAAAGAAAAAGAACCUGAAGAAGAACUAGAUGCAGCUGAAGCACUUCUCCUUGCUGAACCCAAAACUAAGGAUCCAUUUGAUUCUAUGCCAAAAGGAACUUUUGUGAUUGACGAUUUCAAACGUUUUUACUCCAAUGAAGACGAAUCCAAGUCUAUCCCUUAUUUCUGGGAAAAAUUCGAUCCUGAAAAUUACUCAAUUUGGUACGGAGAAUACAAAUACCCUGAAGAAUUAUCCAAAGUUUUUAUGAGCUGUAAUCUUAUCACAGGCAUGUUCCAACGUUUGGACAAAAUGCGUAAACAAGCAUUUGGCUCAGUAUGUCUGUUUGGUGAGGACAACAACAGUUCAAUCUCAGGUGUAUGGGUAUGGCGCGGUCAGGAACUUGCCUUCCCACUGAGCCCCGAUUGGACAAUCGACUAUGAGGUCUACGACUGGAAAAAAUUGGACCCCAAGUCUGAAGAAACCAAAAAGCUGGUUCAGCAAUACUUUUCAUGGACCGGUGAAGAUAAGGCCGGUAGGAAAUUCAACCAAGGAAAAGUAUUUAAAUAAACUAAUCAAUUAAUUAAUAAAACUUUAUUGUUUGUCAUUUUUUGUUGAAUUUUUAUUUUCUUUGUAACAUCUUUUUAAGUAUCUCUUUACAUGUGAUUUUUUUCAAAGAAUUAUUCGUUUUUUUUUUUUUCUUUAUUCUCACCAAUUUUCCUUUCUUGUGUUUUAAUUGGGUAGAAAUGAUAAUUAAAAUAAUGUUGCCUUUUA
Molecule: messenger RNA, 1635 nt
Organism: Ceutorhynchus assimilis (cabbage seed weevil)
Lineage: Eukaryota; Metazoa; Arthropoda; Insecta; Coleoptera; Curculionidae
Source: the annotation of a GenBank genome assembly